Molecule: messenger RNA, 3770 nt
Organism: Seriola dumerili (greater amberjack)
Lineage: Eukaryota; Metazoa; Chordata; Actinopteri; Carangiformes; Carangidae
Gene: mcamb
Product: melanoma cell adhesion molecule
Exons: 17
Coding region: 109-1998 (629 amino acids)
Source: RefSeq, a predicted model, not a curated record
ACAGUUUCCCAAGAGGACUAGUCCCCUAUCAGGCUCCCUCCAUACACAUUCACACACACACACACACACACACCCCAGCACAGACAGCUGCAGCACUGAUCAACAACCAUGGCUGUACGGGACGCUGGAUUUCUGCUCGUCGGACUCCUGGUCCUCUUUCACACCUGGGGAGCAUGGGCCGCUGUGGAGGUGAACAUGGAGGACAGAGUGGAGGUGUUCAGGGGCGAAACAGCUCAGAUCGCCUGCAUGUUCAAAUCGGAUGACGGCAUCGGCGGCACGACCAUAAAGUGGUUCUAUACGACACGGUCAGGCGAGAGGCAGAACAUCUACUUCCAGGACAGCACCAUGAAGACUGUACACCGAGGCACACCGUUCACUGACCGGAUCAGUGUGAACGGUACCGGAGCCAGUGGAGGAGUGGUGUUGACUAUCAACAAUGUGAGGCUGGAGGACGAACUGGAAUUUAUCUGUUUCAUCAAAAGUCUGACGGAUGGGGAUGGGGAGGGACGAACAAAGCUCAAGGUGUUUGAAACACCAGCCCUCCCUACCAUUGAGGUUGUUCAAACAGGCUUCUCAGUCAGUGAAGACAGCCCGUCCAAGAUUGGAGUCUGUGAGGUCAAAAAUGGCUUCCCCAAGCCGAACAUCACUUGGUACAGAAACAACACGCCACUACGCAGUAAUCAGGAUGUGGUGCUCACUACCACUAUGGAAUCCAGUGGUCUGUACUCAGUUAGGAGUGAGCUGAACAUGAAGGUAAUGAAGGAGGACAAGGAUGCUCUGUUCUACUGCGAGGUCAACUACUUUGUUCCUGGAGGAACCAGGAUGACAGAGACCAACCGUAUUAACAUCACUGUAUACUACCCCUCUACAGCCGUAAGUGUGUGGGUGGAGUCACCAAAGGGCAAAAUCAAGGAAGGGGACUCAGUCGAGCUUCACUGCCAUGGAAAUGGAAAUACUGAAUCCUCCAUGUCAAUCACGCAUGCAGGCGUUGAACAGACUUUAGACUCCAAUAUGUUGGUGUUGAAUAAUGUGACCCGUCUGAACAGUGGAGUUUACCAGUGCAACUCUCUGGACCUGGAAACUUUUGAAACCAUCUCGAGAAAUAUCACAGUAUUCGUCAACUAUCUUGAUCCUGCUGUGGUGAUUCCUGAAGAUACUGUUGUGGUGGAUCAAGGAGAGGAGCUGAAGGCCACCUGCAACGCCCUCUCUUCUCUUCAGACACACACAGCCUGGUUUAAGAAUGGAGAGGAGGUAUUGAAAGGUCACACUUUGAUCGUGAAGGACGUUACAUUACACACAGCAGGGACGUACGUGUGUAUGGUUACUGUUCCUGAGAUCAAGGGGAUGGAGACCAGUGGCACACUUCGUGUUAAUGUUAUGGGCACACCAGAGAUCGUGAAGCCAGAUAACACGGAGAUAGAGGAGAGUUUUGAGAAGUCCGUGGAACUGAGCUGCCUUGCCAGAGGUUUCCCAGCUCCCAGCAUUACCUGGACCACAUCUGAUGGAAAGGUCCUGAAGGCAGAACCCCAAAAACAGAUGGAGGACAGUGUUCAGAGUGUGGUCAGAGUCAAGGUCACCUCUGACCUCACUGUUGUCUGCAGUGCCUCCAACAAGUUCGGUACUGACGCGAUGACCUUCAGCAUCAAAGCCACUACACAGACCACCACACAAGCCACCACAUCCACUACUACUAGCACUUCCAUUUCCUCUGCCACAGUUAAAACAGAAACAGUUGUCCCACCAGAGAAAAUCAAAAAAGAGGGCAGUGGUGUUAUCAUUGCAGUCAUCAUUAUCUGCAUCCUGCUGCUGGCCAUCUUGGGGAGUGUGCUCUACUUCCUCUACAAAAAGGGCAAGAUCUGUGGCCGAUCUGGCAAGCAGGACCUCACCAAAGAGAAGUCCAACAAAGAUAACAUCGUGGUGGAGAUGAAGAGCGACAACACAGAGGAAGCGAUUCUCCUCGGGGUCAACGGAGAAAAACAACCUCCCAGCGACCAGUAAAGGGUGGUGAGGACCUGGUCGUGCAAAAGUGACGAGGUGACUUCAGACACACAACAGCUGCUCCUGUUCUUCCCUCUCAGCCUCAGACCUUGCUGAAGCCUUCGAACCUCCACCAGAGCUCCUUAUCCCAGCGUUAUGUCAUGGAGAAGCUCAGUUGUCUGUCAGUUAAUGUCCUGAUGGACGGCUGAGACUCAGAUCAUUCCAUGCUGCAGCUUUUGCUUACUGUCCUUUACGUCCCAGCACACAUCUCUUGGAAUGCACCUCAAGCUUUAAUUAGGAGUGAUCUCUCUAUGACAUAAUUCUGCUAAUUAAUCAUUCACCUUCAAACCAAAGAGCCUUGUAAACUGCUGAUCGUCUGUAGAACAAUUAUUAGAGCACAAAGUUGACCAGGGACUUUUUUUUUAUACCUGAUUAAGCAUCACCUCAGGCAAAGCAAUCACUGAAGAGAAGUAUGAAACAGCUCUUUAUUAAGUGUAUAUAUUAUAAUCUGUGUAUAUAUUUCUUUAUUUAAAAUAACACAAUUAAAAAAACCAACCAAAAAUAAAUGACCAGAUAGUGUUAUAUUUUGUUCUGGUGCUCUUUAUAGAGAGCAGGAAGAGUUAGGUAGUUUUAGCUAUCUUGUUUCUAUAUAUAUAUAUAUAUAUAUAUAUAUAUAUUUCUUUUUUUGUCUGUUUUCUGUUUUGCUUAAGUCUGUACACUGAAAUUAUUGGGACGCAACGAUGCCUCCCUCUACAGCCAGUUCCAGCCUUGGCCAAAAAUUUUGCCCUUUAGCUCUGAACACAGACUUUUAGGUCAUUUAAUCACGUUAUUCACGUUUGUUUUUUUUUUCUCUACAGCUAACACCCCUGUCUUCACACUCCCCUGUUUGUGAAUAUUAAAGAAAAUAUUUUUGCGAGACGGGUGAAUAAUCUGUUCAGGAUUUGACAUAGAAGGGUUAACAUUAUUUGUAGUUCUCAUUACUUUACCGUUUCUGUCCUUCACAGUCUAGUUUUGAUAUAAUGUGUGUGUUUGAGUUCAAGUUUUGCCAACAGUCAGAUUAAAAAGCUGCAGUUGCCUUAAAUUACAUUCAUGUUGGAACUCCACAUUUUGUACUUAGUUGUGGUUAUAUUUAAUGUUCAGUGCACUGAUUUCUCUGUUGUUACUCUUCAUGCAGUUGAGUUGUUUUGUUUCUCUAAUGUGAAACCAUUGUUUCUUUUCAUGUGACUGUUUGUGGAAUGAAAAGUAUUUCUGUUGUGACUUUUAUUUCUUUUUUUGGGGUAGAACAGAUUAUUGGUCCAUGGUAAAUAUGGUUCACAGCAUGAAGUCGACCUCUUUAAAGGAAAAGACACAUCUCUGUUGAAUGAAUGAAUUAAUUCAUGUGUUGACUGACACUAAUAAUCUGUUGGAUCAGAGACACAUACAGAAUCCCCCUCAGAGGUCAUUUGCCUUAAAUUGACACCCACUCCACAUUUAAAUGUAGUUUCAUGUCGACACAUUAUUAACAUUGUUCCAUGACUUCUGCUGAGGGGGGAAUGACUGUGACUCCACAUAUGCAAAUCAAGUUGGAAGACAAAUCAAGGUGCUCUGUGCAGCUGUCAUACUUACCCAACCUAUCCUCUCUUAGUCUGUCAUCUGUUUCUGCUGUUUACUACCCAUGUUAAAUUGUUUGGUAAAAUGCCUUUUAAUGCCUUGUAAAAUUAAUGUCAGUGAUGGCAUUCAAACCAAUUUACCAACAAAUUCAUUGUUUGUUGUUUUUGAAAAUUAUACCAAAUAAAGAUUGACUUAAAAGAAAA